UGGGUUGUAGUGCGCUGUGUGUUCGAUCACCGCUGGGGGAUCGGGACCCCAAUAUACCGACCGAUACAGCACCGGGGGGACCGACAACCCUCUACCGACCGACACACGGGGGUCCGACCGUCACAGGAGGGUUGUGACCCAGGAAGAUGACGCUGCCCGGGUGCCAGAGAAAUGCUCGAUGUCUGCUUUUAGCAGUCCACCAUUAUGGAGGAUUCCGGAAGGGACUGGGCGAGUCCGUGGCAUUAUCUUGCCAUCACCUCAGGAGGAAUGAAGCCAUUUCAGCACAGCACUUAUAUAGACAUGUCUUUACGAUGCAAAACCCACCGAGGAACUGUUGGCUGCCGAGAGCAGGCUGUGCCCGCUACAUUUCAGAGGACGGUGUAAAAGUCAUUCACCCUGAGAACAAUCAGCCGCCAAGCAUCCAAAAACAACAGGAGAGCGCAGUUGUACCUCGGGAGGAUGUGGAGACAUUCUUAGAAGGGCUGGAUGAUGAUCCACUUGGGUCUCCACUGGAUGCAAUCCCAGAAGAUGAAGGUGCCCAAAUUGCUCCAAUCCCUCCUUCCUCCUAUACACUUCGAGAUUAUGUGGAUCGAUCUGAAACUCUACAGAAGCUGGUAAUGCUUGGUGUGGAUUUAUCCAAACUUGAGAAGCGCCCCAAUGUUGGAACAUUUCUUCUGAAGUUGGACUUUGAAAAGGAUAUCAGCAAAAUCCUUUUUUUCCUGAAAGAUGUGGGUGUAGAAGACAGUCAGCUGGGACCUCUGCUGACCAAGAACCCGUUCAUACUUAGUGAAGAGCUGGAUAAUCUUCAGAAAAGGGUGGCUUACCUGCGCUCUAGAAAAUUCAGCCAGCAAGCCAUAGCUCGGAUGGUCUCCAGAGCCCCUUAUCUGCUGAACUUUUCCGUGGAGAGGUUGGACAAUCGUCUGGGCUUCUUCCAGGAACAGUUGGGGCUCAGUGCAGAAAAUACCCGUGAUAUAGUGACACGCCUCCCCAGAAUGGUCACUGGAAGUCUUGAGCCAAUUAAGGAGAAUCUAAAGGUGUUUGAACUAGAAUUCGGGUUCCGCAAAAAUGAAAUACAGCAUGUUGCUUUGAGAGUUCCCAAAGUACUUGCAGCAAACAAGAAAAGACUUACAGAAACGUUUAAUUAUGUGCACAACACAAUGGAGAUUCCCCACAACAUGAUCACAAAGUUUCCACAGAUUUUGAAUUCCAGCCUGUUAAAAAUAAAGGAAAGACACAUGUUUCUCUCCUUUUUGGGAAGAGCAAUUUAUGACUCAACACAGCCUAACUAUGUCUCCUUAGAUAAAGUGGCAGCCAUGCCUGAUGAUAUUUUCUGCAGAGAAGUUGCCAAAGCUUCUAUAGAGGACUUGGAUAAGUUCCGUAAAACCAUGUAGAUGUACAGAAAGAUAUGCUAUAAAAUGUUUUAUGUGAAUUUAUUAUCAUUUAUGUAUAAAGCAACACUAAAAAAGGAUUUUGUACAUUUAUUUUUAAAAUAAACAUAUUACAUACGUGUA
Molecule: messenger RNA, 1511 nt
Organism: Rana temporaria (common frog)
Lineage: Eukaryota; Metazoa; Chordata; Amphibia; Anura; Ranidae
Gene: MTERF3
Product: mitochondrial transcription termination factor 3
Biological process (GO): mitochondrial ribosome assembly; regulation of DNA-templated transcription
Cellular component (GO): mitochondrion
Molecular function (GO): double-stranded DNA binding
Source: RefSeq, a predicted model, not a curated record